Molecule: messenger RNA, 3653 nt
Organism: Oncorhynchus gorbuscha (pink salmon)
Lineage: Eukaryota; Metazoa; Chordata; Actinopteri; Salmoniformes; Salmonidae
Product: mannose-binding protein C-like
Exons: 4
Coding region: 2705-3415 (236 amino acids)
Cellular component (GO): multivesicular body; rough endoplasmic reticulum
Source: RefSeq, a predicted model, not a curated record
CACGGUAAGGUCUACACCUGUUGUAUUCGGCACACAUGACAAAUAAAAUUGGAUUCGAAGUAAGCAUUUUACUGUUAGUCUACUCCUGUUGUUUAUGAAGCUUCUGACAAAUACAAUUUGAAAAAACAAACUCAAUAUACUCAACAUAAUACAAUUAUUCAAACCAAAUCAAAACUGUGUGGAAAUGUUGAUCGCCCUCUAUUCAUACAGUGUCUUGACUGUCCAGCUCGCUAAUAAUCACUAGACAGUUGGGGUUCAUCGAAAAUAACCCUAAGCUAUGGUCAGAGGACAAUUUUUUAGCAGAUUUGGAAUGCAAGGAAAUAACCCAUUUUCAGUGCAGCCGUCUGGACCUCGUUGAAGACCGAACAUAUCCCCCAGGGCAAAAUGACUCUGGACACCCCUGUCCUAAAAUGUGUUUUUGGUCUAAGAGUAACGUUAUACUUAAGCAAUAAGGCCAGAGGAGGUGUGGUAUAUCACCAAAAUACCACGGCUGUCAGCCAAUCAGCAUUCAGGGCUCAAACCACCCAGUUUAUACUAUAUGAUUUUGUAUUAGGUUCUGUUAUUAUGUUAAAUGUUAUGUAGAAUACUAAUAAAACAUGUGCCUUUAGUGAGCAAGCCUCACUGUGAGAAGUGACGAAGCUUCUGUUUCAUGCAGUCAGUUCUUCUACUGUCGGGAGAAAAGGUAUUGCAUAUUAAUAUAGGUUAUGUUAAUUGCACGUAAAGAAAGGUUGCUUCUCUGCCACACCCACAACGCGAGCACAAUCAUGGCCUCUGAUUCGCAGGUGGACACGUUGGAACAGACUCCGGGUCUGUUUCUGUGGCAUCAGAAACGCUAAAAGGCUCAUGGUUAGUGUAGUUUUUUGUGCUCUCUGAAACGGCAAAAACAGUGGUUGAAACAUUCAUAAACGAUGGGCACUAGAUCAACAUUCGAAUUGCUUUGCAACCUCAGGAGACAAUAGAACGCCUACGCUGCACAAUAAUAACAUCACUAUCGCUAACAUAUCUCAUGGUUUUUUCAUGAUGAUUCCUUUAGUAAAAGGGAGUUAUGAAAUCUGAAGACACAUUAAGUUAACUGAAACACAUUCAACCAAUCAUAUUUACUUUUCUAACAUGAACUUCUGCGCUGCACAGGUGUGUGAAUUGUCUUACUUUUGUCUUUUUAGUGUUUCCUUAACACAGAAGAGGACGCUGUUAUGCCUAAAUUCGACCCAAAACCAACAAAGAAGUCUGCAGUGUCGAGAGCGGUUGUAGGGGACCAAUCAAUAUGUCAGGAGAAGCUCUAAACCAGCCCACACUUCAUUUCUAUCUAGUACGAGACUGAACUGUGUGUUAUAUGGAUCCAAGCUGAUAGUUUUUUUUUUUAUCUACAGAAAUUGUGCCCACUGGGGGAGCAAGUCAACUUGGUUGAAUCAACUUUCAUUUUAACCCCAAAGAAUCUGUGAUGAUGUUAAAUCAAUGUGGAAAACUGAUUACUUACCUACUGUUCACCUAAUGCCUUUUUUUUGCACUGUUGGGUAGAGCCUGUAAGUAAGUAUUUCACUGUUCACCUGUUGUGUUCAGCGCACGUGACAAAUAAACUUUGAUUUGAUUUGAUUUGAUGUGGAAAAGUGAUUGGAUUUGCAAAAAAGGCAUCAAUGUAAGGCAGGGGACUCCAACCUUUCCAGCUCGAGAGCUACUUUAAAAAAAUGUGUCUUAAGCUACUCAUUUUAUUCUAGCUUUCAAAUAGGAACAUCCUUCUCUUCUUCUCUCCUGUGAAACUCUUCCCCAAGUCCUUAAUGUACAAGAUAAAGUAAUACACUGUUUUCUGUCAAUAUACCUGGUAAAAUAAUGGUUAAUAAACCAUGCUAAGGUGGGUCCCCCAAAUUCUGUUUUAGAUUUUUCCAAAUUAUGUUUUCAAAAUGUAUUUAUUUUUCCUGGUUUUAGAUUUUCUUUGUUUUUCACUAUCAAAAUUACAAUUUGUGAGAGAAAAUAAAUACUGAAUGUUGUGAGUCCUUGUCAAUGCUUGAAUCACAUCAGAAGUAAAACAUUUAGGUCUGGUCCUUUAGACACCGAGGGGUGCACGUUUUGGUUUUUGCUACGCAGCUGAUUCAGCUGAUUCAAAUGAUCAAAGAUGGAUGAUUAUUUGAAUCAGCUGUGUAGUGCUAGGGCAAAAAGCAAAAUAUACAACCGUUUUGGGUUACGAGGACAGAGUUUGAGAAACGCUGAGCUAAAAUAUCUACAUUUGUUAGUUUUCUUCCAGACCUAAAAUGUUUGACAAAAAAAUUGGUCACUCUCCAAAAGGGUCAUGGCUAGAAGGGAUCCAGCUUUUGUCAAAUGUACAUCAAAGGCUAUCAUCUGUCCACUAAUACUGAACUAGUAUAGGCCCAGUGCACUACGUUUGUGAGAAAAAUAAGUGUCAGAUGUUUUGUAUUUUUUAUCAAUAAAUAAAACAAUACUCCAUUUUUUGUGGGGGUGCUGCAGAAAUCCUAUGGCCCAGUGCAUAUUUCUGCAGGCAAGAAGGAGAGGCUAUAAGGACAUUCCUGACCUGCAAAAUGUAACCCUGAAACUAACCCUAACCUUAACAUAAUUUUAUCAAAUUCUGAAAUUAAAUAUUGUUUGUACCAGGAGUGUCUAAAUAGCCUUUUUGCAGGCAAGAGGUUGGGUUGAUUUACCUCCACCAUGCAAUCCCAAUGACUCUGAGCCUGUUCUCCUCAGAGACCACUAGAUGGCGAUGCCCCGGUUGUUUCUCAGCAUUCUGCUGAACUCACAAUUGACUGUGUUCCUGCCAAGUGAAGCCCAAAAGCAAACCCCUCCCCCUCACACUUCCAGCCCGAGCUGCCCAGCUUAUCCCGGUGUCCCUGGCAUACCUGGUCAUAACGGUCUGCCUGGGAGAGAUGGGAGGGACGGGCAUGACGGAGUCACAGGACCCAAGGGAGAGAAAGGACACCCUGGAGGAAUAGGGGUACAGGGACCCCCUGGUGAUGUGGGGCCAGCUGGACCUAAGGGGGAGAUAGGGGAGCCAGGAGAUGCAGGAGGCAACAGUGUGAUCAGCCAUUUACUCGCUGAGAUCCAACAGCUCAAAGCCAGACAGGCUAAUCUUGAGAAGGCUGCAAGCUUCAGGGUCUUCCAGAAGGCAGGGGACAAAUAUUUAGUGUCCAAUGGAGUGCUGGGGAGUUUCGAUGAAGGUUUGAAGUUCUGCAACAACGUUGGUGCGACGCUGGUCAUGCCAAGGAAUGAUGUGGAGAACCAAGCGCUUUCCAAAUUCAUUGUUGGUGCUUCUUAUGGUUUCCUGGGAGCAACAGACAGGAAAACAGAGGGUGUUUGGGUAGAUUUGAAUGACGAGCCACUGACAUAUCUGGACUGGCACAGUGGGGAACCAAACAGUGGAGGUAAUGGUAUAGAAGACUGUAUUGCAACAACCACCUCUGGACCUUGAGUUGAUAUUUCCUGUGAUGCAAACAGUGUUAUAAUAUGUGAAAUUUAAACAUUUAAAGAUGGGAUUUUUUUUCCAUAAAAUCACUGACCUACAUUUUAAUUGCUACUAAAUGAAUAUUCAAGCAAAUUAUCUUACCAAAUCUUAAAGGGCAAUACUAAUAUAUCACAACCAUCCAGCAGACACUGUUUAUAAGAGCUGCAAAUUCUUUACAGACGGUCAAUAAAAUGAAUAAAAAAGA